GGUUGGGUGAGUGUCAGACACACACACACAGAGGAACAAGAUGAAGGUGACGUGUUUCAAUAUCCUGAGAACCACACCACCAAUUUCUUCUUUCAACACCAAACCCAUUUCCUCAAUUCAUCAUCUCCUUCUUCGUUCUAACCCUAACCCUAACCCUAACCCUACCCUUCUCUCCAACACCCAAUUCACCUUUACUACUCCACCUACCAUUUCCAUUCUUCAUCCCAAGCGUAGUUUCCGCGGUGGAAUUGUCGCCAUGUCUUCGCCUACUACACCUGGUUCUGUCAACAAAUCGGAGGAAGAAUGGCAAGCUAUUCUCUCCCCUGAGCAGUUUCGGAUUCUCAGACAGAAAGGCACCGAGUACCCUGGAACAGGAGAAUAUGACAAGUUAUUUGAGGAGGGAGUCUACAGUUGUGCAGGUUGUGGGACUCCACUCUACAAGUCCACGACAAAAUUCAAUUCCGGCUGUGGCUGGCCAGCCUUCUAUGAUGGUGUUCCUGGAGCCAUAAACCGCCACCCGGACCCAGAUGGAAGGAGGAUCGAAAUAACAUGUGCUGCUUGUGGGGGACAUCUCGGUCAUGUAUUUAAAGGUGAAGGAUUUCCAACACCCACUAACGAACGACAUUGUGUCAAUAGCAUUUCACUGAAAUUUGCACCAGCCAAUUCUUAGUUUUUUACAAUGAAGGCCACUGUGAGAAUGUGAUGCUUAAGGUCCAUAAAUAAGUAUACACAGUACUGAAAUUGAUAUUGAGGUUUAUAGACUGAUGUCUACCUAAAUUAUGUAUGUAAGCUUAAACGAUGUUAAACUAGCUGUUCCUUUACUCUCCUCCUCUAUUAGAGAUUGCAUUAUCAUUAUGUAUUUUCACAAGUGCUUGUGUUGUUUCCGAGUCUGCGUUAGAGAUAUGAAGUAUCCACAGUUGUUGUUUAAUGGUAAAUAAUCAAAUUAAGGGUGUGGAAUCUUUAUCCAUUGAUUGCA
Molecule: messenger RNA, 976 nt
Organism: Trifolium pratense (red clover)
Lineage: Eukaryota; Viridiplantae; Streptophyta; Magnoliopsida; Fabales; Fabaceae
Product: peptide methionine sulfoxide reductase B5-like
Exons: 3
Coding region: 41-670 (209 amino acids)
Biological process (GO): response to oxidative stress; protein repair
Molecular function (GO): peptide-methionine (R)-S-oxide reductase activity
Source: RefSeq, a predicted model, not a curated record